This is a messenger RNA of Anastrepha obliqua, 2108 nucleotides long. Its product is annotated as zinc finger protein 568-like. Lineage: Eukaryota; Metazoa; Arthropoda; Insecta; Diptera; Tephritidae. Gene Ontology annotation, biological process: regulation of DNA-templated transcription. Gene Ontology annotation, cellular component: nucleus. The transcript is spliced from 7 exons. Gene Ontology annotation, molecular function: DNA-binding transcription factor activity, RNA polymerase II-specific; RNA polymerase II cis-regulatory region sequence-specific DNA binding; zinc ion binding. The record is from RefSeq and is a predicted model, not a curated record. Bases 148 to 2055 code for a protein of 635 amino acids.
GAUAUUUUACGCGCUUUCAGUUUUCGUUCUUUUUCUGUUUGAUUUAGUUUCUUAUCUGCAAAUAAGAGAAAUGCUACUCGUUAGGCCGUGAAUUUAUGAAAGAUAAUGGGCACAUAGCCUCAAGUGAAGUCAGUUUAAUACUGUAACAUGGCACAGUACGGACAACUCCAUUGUAGAGUCUGUUUGCGGAAGUGCAAAAGUCGACAUGUUUCACUGCAGGAUUUUUUCAAAUUGGACAGAGAAGAGGAAUCGGUUGCAUAUGCCAAAGCCUACACAGCUUGCACCCAGUUAGAAGUGCAGGCAGAGGUCAAUGGGAUGCCAGAAUUGCUGUGUAAUAGCUGCAGUCGUGGCCUUCAGAGUGCUUACGAGUUUCGCAAUAAGGCUAUAAAAAGUUACGAUAAGCUGUAUAGUCAACUGUUGUUGCAAAAACAUGAAAAGGUAGCAAGAGCGGUAACACCAUCCGAGUUUGAGUUGCCCGACAACGAUAUGGCAGUGGCGUAUAUGCGGGCUGACGCUGACUUGAUUGAUGCCUGUAGUAUGCAAACGGCGAAAUGCUCAAAAGAUCCGCUUGAAGAUUCCGAAAGUGAAAAUGAAAUUCAAUCACACCUCAAUUUAGCGGAGAAUAGACUAGAGUCACAAAUAUCCACUCAUUCCUUCUCAGACUUCGUUUAUGAUAGCGAGGAUGACAAACCCUUAAAACAGUUAAUUAGUAAAAAUAAAUCUGAUGCCGUGGAAAAAUUAAAUUUAUACGAACAAAAUUUAGACCUAAUGAAAACUCCCCUGGUGCAUCCACUCAAUGGGUCACUAUACGAUGAUGAUGAUGAAUUUAUAGCUGACGAAAAUGCUGAUAAUGAAAAGAUUACGGAUCCUAUGUAUUCGCCAGAAGCACAUAUUUUUCCUAAGGGCCGAUUCAAAUGUGCUAUUUGUGAACAAAGUUAUUUCACAACCAUUGGCUUAAAAGCCCAUAUGGAAGUACAUUUAGUGAAAAGUACAACAACCAAAAAGCAACGUGUGCGGAGUAAAAAGUGCAAUAGACCAAAAAAGCCUAAUUCGGAAUAUGAGUGUCCUCGCGUAAAUGUUAACUGUGACAACUCCAAUCCACUACUGGUUCCUAGUAGUGAAAACAUUUUAUGCGAGGAAAAAGAACCAGAAACACCACAACAAACGGCUCAAAAUUGUACUAAAACGCGUAGAAUUAAAGAACCAAAACCGAAGCGCAUGUUUCCGUGUCACGUAUGCGGCAAGCAUAUGAUAUCGGCGUCAAAGUUGCGUUAUCAUAUGGUGAUGCACACCGGUGAAAAAGACUACCUCUGCACAAUGUGCCCAAAAGCCUACUCCACAAUUUACGCUCUGAAUCAUCACAUACGCACCCACACUGGCGAGAGACCUUACGAGUGUAAAUUUUGCGGUGAUCGCUUCCUACGCCCUACAACGCUGAAAAGCCAUCAGCGUCGUCACACCGGCGAACGUCCUUAUGGUUGUAAUAUAUGCGGUAAACGUUUUAUACAACACUCCUCGAUGACAACGCAUAUGAAACUUAAUCAUAUGGAUAAAACCAUACAAUGCCCACACUGUGAUAAAAAAUAUGCACGCCAAACUGAUUUGAAUACACAUUUGCUUAGCCAUACUGGUGAUAAACCAUACCCUUGUCAGCUGUGCCAAAGUCGUUUUGUGCGUCAAGCUAAUCUUAAUAAACACAUGAACCAGCAACAUGCUGAUAAAGCUGGUGUGUCAAAUAUUGCGAGCCUAAAUACCAUUAAUAGCAUGGGCAAGCGUGGUGUCGUGAAGAUUGAGAAUUCAAGGGACGAGGUCGUUUUAAAUUUGUUGACUGACAAUGAAAGCGAUCUAAAAGCCGUCGCAAGUAAUACAGGAAUGGAUAAUUCAUAUACGCAUAUUUAUGAUAAAUUGCCAGUUAAAAGUGAUAUUGUUGAUAACUGUUGCAAUUUCAUGAGCGCACGGAAUGUUAGCCAAAUGCCCAGUGGGGAGCCAGCACAUAUGUUAGCAGUUGAGACAUUUGAACAACUCAAUAGUGAUAAUUUAGUGCCUUGGAAUUGAUAAAACUGUACUGCAGCAUUGUCAUUACUAAAAUUUAGCUUUAAUAAUGAAAU